GUGAAAUCGACAGGCUACAGCGCCUCUGUCAUCCGGUAAAACUAGGAACCAAACUAACAUCGGGAUGCGAAUAUCACGAGCUGCUCGCGUCCGAGUCAAGACGUAAGCCUUGUUCCGUGCCAUCCAUUCAAGUAUCCUCCAGUUGUAUCAUACUCCUCACAACUUCACAUGGGCAAACAAUUUCCUGCAUCUGAGCUCAAGCGAGACGAGUCCCUCAAAGUUGUAGACAACCGCACUGGGAAGGAGUACACCGUCCCGAUCUCCCACAACUCAAUUCCUGCAAACUUCUUCAAGGGUAUUCGUGCUGCUCCGGGUCCAAAUGACAGACCUGAAGACGAGACAGAACGCGGUUUACGUGUCGCUGAUAGAGGUUUUCUCAACACAGCCGUGAUCGAGAGUCGUAUAACAUAUAUUGACGGUGACAAUGGCAUAUUGCGCUACAGAGGCUACCCAAUUGAGCAACUCGCCGAACGCUCCAAUUUCCUUGAGGUUUCUUAUCUCCUCAUAUAUGGCGCGUUGCCCAGCUCGUCCCAAUUAUCCCACUUCACUAGCGAGGUCCUCCUCCACGGGCCAAUACAUUCUGACGCAGAAGGGUUCUUCCGCUCGUUUAGGUACGAUGCUCACCCCAUGUCGAUGCUUACAAGUGCCUUUGCAUACUUGGGAAGCUACUAUGGGGAAGCAAAUCCGAGUUUGCAGGGGCAAGAUUUGUUCACAAAAGCUGCCAAGGGUGAUCCUGCUGCACUUCAGAACAUGGACAGGCAAAUAUUCAGGCUGAUCGGUAAAGCUACCACAUUAGCUGCCAUGGCAUACCGUAUCCGCCAGGGCCGCGACUUCGUCGUGCCUCCAAUAGGAAUGAGCUAUACAGAGUCGUUCCUCUACCAACUCGACCAUCUCUCACCCACAGACCACCUAUCAGAGCUUCACUCAAACAAGCCGCAUCCUGUUCUUGCAAAGGCACUUGACAUCCUUUUUAUCCUCCAUGCCGACCACGAGAUGAACGCGAGUUCGACGACCGUACUUCAGACUGGGUCAUCGUUACCUGACCCGUUCAGCGCUGUUUCGGCAGGUUGUGCGUCACUGUACGGUCCACUCCAUGGAGGUGCGAACGAAGCUGUUAUUCGAAUGCUUCUUUCCAUUGGCAGUCCCGAGAACGUCCCUGCCUUUUUAGAAGCAGUAAAGAAGCGUCAGAAGGUGCUAAGUGGAUUCGGACACAGAGUAUACAAGACUUCUGAUCCGCGCUCAUUUAUCAUUCGCAAGGUUGCUGAUGAGGUAUUUGCUGUGACGGGCCGUGAUCCAUUGCUUGAUACCGCAAUGGCCCUGCAUGAUGCAGCGCUGAAAGAUGAUUCGUAUCGAGGAAGUUUCCCGAUGGACUUCUUCCCAGUCCUGUUCGUUGUGCCCAGAGUCGUAGGCUGGGUUGCACAUUGGCGACAGAUGCUUUCUCCAUCGGGAGUCAAGAUUUGGCGCCCUCGGCAACUUUACCUUGGCCCGUCCGCACGUGACUAUGUGCCUCUAGAAGAGCGUAUGGGUGCUUUCCAAGUUGGUGUUGGCGUGGAGCCGAGCGUGAUAGAGCAUUCGGGGAUGACGAAGAGGCGGAAAUUGGCCGAGGCUGCUGGAAAGGUCAGGAGUAAACUCUGAGUAUGGGUGUAAGAUUUAUUGUCACUCAUACCGUUGAAUGUCAACGAUGUCGUGCGAA
Suillus bovinus is the source of this 1693-nucleotide messenger RNA. RefSeq names its product citrate synthase-like protein. NCBI's taxonomy places the organism in Eukaryota, Fungi, Basidiomycota, Agaricomycetes, Boletales, Suillaceae. Gene Ontology annotation, molecular function: acyltransferase activity, acyl groups converted into alkyl on transfer. The coding region runs from base 169 to 1635 and encodes 488 amino acids. The record is from RefSeq and is a predicted model, not a curated record. The transcript is spliced from 13 exons. Gene Ontology annotation, biological process: tricarboxylic acid cycle.